Molecule: messenger RNA, 1238 nt
Organism: Condylura cristata (star-nosed mole)
Lineage: Eukaryota; Metazoa; Chordata; Mammalia; Eulipotyphla; Talpidae
Gene: MEIKIN
Product: meiotic kinetochore factor
Exons: 13
Coding region: 1-1134 (377 amino acids)
Biological process (GO): meiotic sister chromatid cohesion, centromeric; male meiosis chromosome segregation; meiosis I sister chromatid cohesion
Cellular component (GO): kinetochore
Source: RefSeq, a predicted model, not a curated record
AUGGCGCUGUGGCCACGGGUGUAUACCCGCAAGAAGCGGGCUUGCGAAAGGCUUAACCUAACCCCGACGCCAGGCUUAGGCGCUCCUGCGAAGGUGGAGGUCCCCUCGGGGCCUGGCCUGAAAGGAAGUGGCAAAGUGCACGACUUGGCGAGGAUCGAGGAGAAGGCUGAGCAGAGCAGGCUGGGAGGUGGCGGCCCUGGGCCGCUGAGCACUCAAUUAAGAGUCUCAGGAGAGAAAAGCCUGCAAGAAAAUAGCACGAGUGAAGAGACUCAGGCCGGGAACAUCGCUCCAUUGAUUGAGUCAGUGACAGAUAACCUGCAGGUUAACAGUAGUUCAUCAAAUAGUGAACUAGUAUCAGGAUUAAGUUGGCAGCAUGUUCUGAGUUGUUCAGUCACAGACUCUUACACAGAAUAUAGGAGUUCUGAAGAAAGGUUAAGUAGCUUCCCAUCACCUGAACUCUUCAGAGGAGCAGAUCAUUUAGAUUGGGAGUGUCCCAAGUUGGAAGAACACAUGCUAUACAAGAACUCCACUCUUCUGGAUACCAGUAAAGCAGUAGUAAUAGAGGAGGCAGCACAGUUUUUAAACCUCUCUACAAUUUUAGGUACCUCUUCAGAAGACUAUCAGAAAUUCCAUAGACGAAAAGUGAUGAAAUUAGCAGAUCAAAAUAUUUCUCCAAAGCCAAAGAAUACUUCAAAUCCAGAAUCAGACAGUGCAACUUGUGAAAUUUUACUUGCUGAGAAACUUUAUCCUUCAACCUCUGAAAACCAAAACAAGAAAAAAAACAUAAAUUCCAGUACUCCUGAUAAGAAAAGCAGAGGCCUAUUAACAAGUACUCCAUCUUCCCAAACAGCUGGUUUAGUGAUUGAUUUGUCCCCAGUUAAAAAAGCAUCUUUUGAAGAACUAUUUCCAAAUAUCAGCAGCUAUAUUAAUUCAAAUGAAAUUGUUCCUGUGUCAAGUUUGCAAGAAAAUUCUUCAAAUAAGGUUCCUUCAAAUCCAUCAGAAAUAUGUUGUAUUAUUAGAGCAUCACCAGGAACUAGACAAGUGAAAAGUAAAGGCAUUGUUUUAAAGAAGAAAUAUUCUCCUCCCAAAGGUAUUCCUCAAGAUAUUAUAAUAAAAACAAGUGGCAGGAUGUAGCAGCUGUGGCUGAAUUUUCACUGCUUUGAAGAUAUGAACGUCAAGUCAAAACCCAUAAAGCACAAUGUCUGUCUGAAAUUAUAUGAAAUUAAAAAAUUUAAUUA